AUGACCAACACAGUAGCUUCAAGCGGCUAUGGUUUGUCUCGAGCCUACCAAUUGGACCUCAUUCAUUCAAUUAGAUUGGGAACGACAGCUGCACAUUAUGUCAACUAUGCAGACGUAGCUAUAGUUGUAGGGACACCAUUUAUAGGGGUCGUAGUAACCGUACUAAAGUUAGAUAAAUUCGUCAAAUAUUUUUACCACGUGAAUCAGUUCGACAACGAGGUCAAAAUUAAAUCGCUAGAUCUUAGCAAGUUUAAACUUGUUACUAUGUUCACAAUCAGUGUUGCCACGGUUCUCCUAUUUUACGAUUUAGCCAACUGGGUAAGGCUCGGUGCGCACAACGAGAAGUUUUAUAUCGUCUUCAUUUAUUUUUUCCCGUACUACUUGUCAUAUUUUGUUAUCAUUGUCAUCGAGUUGCUUUAUUGGCAUUUCACUUACUCAAUCAAAAUUCGACUAAAAGCACUGAAUGAAAAAUUCGGCGUAAUUACGACUGGAAACGAUAAGACACACAAGGGAAAGAACAACAACGCUGUGCACAUUUUCAAUGAGAAAGUGCCGCCGCUCAAAUUUGUAACCCAUUUAGAUGGCGAAAUGGGAGGUAUUAUCAAAGGAUACUUGCACUUGGUGUCGGCUGUGAAUUACGUGAACGACUGCUACGGCCCUAUAAUUUUGACUGUUCUUUUUGGGUGCUUUAUUCAUCUUCUGGUAACUCCUUAUGCACUUAGAACCAUAAUAAUGAACGAAGGCGGCACAAUAUUUAUAGUUUCUCAAAUACUAUGGUUGUUGGCACAUAUUACACGUUUACUGUUGGUAGUGGAACCGUGUAAUGGUUGCAAAGUGCAGAUGAAGCACCUGUCACUCGUAGUUUGUCAGCUACUGUUUUGUAACCCCGACAAAAAUAAAAAAAAGUCUCUAAAAUUGCUUCUGCUGUGUCUCUCUCUGUACGUACUUAUACAGGAACGACUCAGAUUAACUUAUUGUUGUAGAUCGCGGGGGCCGUUACCACAGUGUACACUUUAUUCUCACAAUUAUCUUCCAAUGAUCAAUUCUUCGGUCAAAGUUAGCCGAGAAAUAUUUGACACUCUGGCCCCUAUUCUCUACUUGAGUCGAAUCAUGUGUCUUCAGCCCUUGAAGUGGAAAAAGUCGGACUUUAGUUGUACCCUUAGCAAAUCUAAAACUUACAUUGUGUGGAGUUGUGUUACUCACGCUUUCAUCGUACUGUGUGCUGUGUUUGGCCUCUUCCAAGCCUACCACGUCGACGUCAUCUACUCCAUCAAACUCAAAAACAGUGCCGGGAAGUACGUUUGCUUCUCCGACGUCACAGUAGUACUAUCCACCUUUUCCAUCGGAGUACUGUCCACGUCGUUCAAAGUCCACAACUGCCUGAACUAUUUUCACCACUUAAGUAGAUUUGACAAUUUCGUCCAAAAGCCACCAUCGUCCACACGCAAGUGCCUACUAGUCACAGUCACGUCUGUAGUCAUAGUUCUGUCCAUUUUCACCUUCGAUUUGGCGGUUUGGCUCCAAAUCGGCUCUCAAAGUGAAAACGUCGCCGUUAUAUUCAUCUACUUUUUCCCGUACUACAUCGCCUAUUUUUCUCUAUUCGUAAUCGACUUGCUUUAUUGGCAACUAGUUUACUCCAUCAAGAUUCGACUAGUCAUUCUGAAUGAAAAACUGAAGGAAAUUCAAAAUGGCCGAAAAAUGAUAACGCUGACUAUGACUACAGGAAAGCUGGUUAAGUUUUCAGACCAAAUUGGCGACUUGAUGAGAGCUUACAAGAGUUUAACGGAAGCGGCAAAGUCACUUAAUGGUUGCUACGGUUUAGUGUCACUGAUCAUUCUGAUUGGGUGCUUAGUCCAUUUAUUGGCGACUCCGUACACUCUACGCAGCCUAAUCAUAAGCAACGGCAGUCGCACCUUUAUUGUCGCACAAUUCAUUUGGAUGGGUAUACACAUUUUACGCUUGAUGUUGAUAGUGGAACCUUGUCAUGGAUGUUCGGUUCAAUUGAAGGAAACCGCGGCGAUCAUUUGUCAGUUGAGACUCUCCAACACUGAGGACGAGUUUGUCAAGUCUAUGGAUUUUUUUCUGACUAUUUUGUCGCAGUGUCAGAUUGAGUUUAAUGCUUGCGGAUUGACCACAACUGACAGGAGUUUGAUACCGGCGAUUUCAGGUGCUGUUACUACGUACCUGGUGAUAUUAUUUCAAUUUAACUAAAUUAACUAAGCUUAACUUGCAAUCAAUCUGUCAAUAAAUG
This is a messenger RNA of Zophobas morio, 2251 nucleotides long. Its product is annotated as gustatory receptor for sugar taste 43a-like. Gene Ontology annotation, biological process: male courtship behavior; chemosensory behavior; sensory perception of taste. The record is from RefSeq and is a predicted model, not a curated record. The transcript has 11 exons. Bases 1 to 2211 code for a protein of 736 amino acids. NCBI's taxonomy places the organism in Eukaryota, Metazoa, Arthropoda, Insecta, Coleoptera, Tenebrionidae. Gene Ontology annotation, cellular component: neuronal cell body; membrane; dendrite.